CUUCGGAUUCUAGUCGGUCAUUCGGGCGCAUGAUGGCGCUGUAAACUGAUCCUCUCAUCCGGGGCAUGAGGCGGAUGAAGGCGCCGACAUAAACACUCUUAAAUGCUCGCGUUAACUUAUGCAGAAUUAUUAUCUAAAAUAAUAACACACUGAUGCGUUUUAGUAUUUCACGCAGCUGCUAGUUCAACCGGUGGGAGAACAACUCAUGAUGCAGGCGGCAGAGGACGUGCAGUCCUCUCUAGCGAAGCGCGUCGAGUCGAUGGUAGUGAGUGAGCAGGACAAACCUGCAGAAAAGGAGGAAGUAGAAGAUAAAGAAAGCGGCGAGGAGAAAACUGAAACGGCAGAGGAUACUAAAACAGAGGAUGGCACAAAGGGAGGCAAAGAAUCCAUGGAAGUAGAGGAGCAGAAAGAGGGAUUGACCACGGAUGGAGAAAUGAAUGGAGGUGGAGAAGGAGACCACCAGCAGGCGGAGGACUGGGAGAUCCCCUACAGCGACGAGGAGAUGGAGGACCCUAAGAACUGGAUGCCUCCACCAGAGGAGAUCAAACGGCUAUAUGAGCUCCUGGCUAAAGGAGAAAUGCUUGAGUUGAAGUGGGUCCCUCUUCCACGCCGACCUCCCACCCCUCCACGCACUCCCUCACCUGAGGGAGAUGGAGAAGACUCACAAGAGACUAAAGAGGAGGAGAGUGAGCGCAAGGCCCUCACACCAACCGAGUUUGAUUUUGACGAGGAGCAAUCUUCUGUGACUCCUAAGAAUGCUUUUCUCAAUCGGCGCAGAACACCAGGUUCUUCAGCCCGCUCUUCAGUCAAACGUGAGGCUCGGCUAGACAAAGUGCUGUCAGACAUGAAGCGUCACAGAAAAAUUGAGGAGCACAUUCUAAGGACAGGUCGAGACCUUUUUAAAAGUGAUAAACCACGGCCAGGGCCUGCCACAGAGCAGGCCUUAUCACCAAACAGUCAGAGGGAGCGGGAAAAAGAAAGGGAGCGGGACAGUGACCCCAGCACUGUCUUCAGUCCCAGACAGAGGAGAUACUGAGGGAAAAGGAGAAACAGAUUUCUUGAAAGAACAGCAAUUUUUUUAGGGUUUAUACCCUAAUUUAAAAUUCAUCAUUUUGCAAUUGGACAAUAAGGUGCUACUAUUUUACUGUUGUUGUCUUUUUUAUAUAUAUAUAUAUAUAUAUAUAUAUAUAUAUAUAUAU
Myxocyprinus asiaticus (Chinese sucker) is the source of this 1199-nucleotide messenger RNA. RefSeq names its product PAXIP1-associated glutamate-rich protein 1-like. NCBI's taxonomy places the organism in Eukaryota, Metazoa, Chordata, Actinopteri, Cypriniformes, Catostomidae. The transcript has 5 exons. The coding region runs from base 206 to 1036 and encodes 276 amino acids. The record is from RefSeq and is a predicted model, not a curated record.